CAUCGCCGUUUCCCCAAUACAAACAUAGUCUUCAUUUAGAUACCACUGUAAACCAGCUCCCCUUCUUCCUCUCUCUCUCUCUCUCGCCCUUGAAUUCACGAUGCAGAGUGCCACGCACAACCUCUCCCGCUCCGCCCCCCUCCUCCGCCAUCGCCGUCAUCUCUCCUCCCGCCCUAACCCUCUCCUUCUCCGCCCCCUCCCCUCAUCCUCCUCUCUCAACCCCUCCCCGCUCCUCAUCCAUGCCCUUCCUGACCGCCUCCGCUCCCUCCCUUCUCGCCGCCUUCAUAGCUGGAUCUCCGAUGCCCCCCUCUCAUCCGAACCUGAGAGAGCUGAGUCUCUCACUGUGCACGCGAGUUCCUCCUCGGAGAGCAUCGAAGAGAGCAAGCCGGGAUCUGGCAACCUUCUCCAGACCUUGCAACUCGGUGCCCUCUUUGGGCUUUGGUACCUUUUCAACAUCUACUUCAACAUUUAUAACAAGCAGGUUCUGAAGGUGUUCCAAUACCCGAUCACCAUCACAUCAUUGCAAUUUGCUGUUGGAACAGCACUUGUCCUCGUUAUGUGGGCUACCAAUCUGCACAAGAAACCUAAAAUUUCUUCAUCACAGCUUGUAGCAAUCCUUCCAUUGGCCCUUGUCCACACACUAGGCAAUCUUUUCACCAACAUGAGUCUUGGAAAAGUUGCUGUGUCAUUCACUCACACAAUCAAGGCUAUGGAACCUUUUUUCUCAGUUUUGUUGUCUGCCUUGUUCCUUGGGGAGAUGCCUACUCCAUGGGUUGUUUUUUCUCUUGUGCCAAUUGUUGGUGGAGUCGCACUAGCUUCCCUUACUGAAGCGUCUUUUAAUUGGGCUGGUUUUUGGAGUGCAAUGGCUUCCAAUGUUACUUUCCAAUCCCGCAACGUUCUCAGCAAAAAGCUCAUGGUUAAGAAAGAGGAAUCGCUGGACAAUAUUAACCUCUUCUCAAUAAUUACCAUUAUGUCACUUUUCAUGUUGGCUCCUGUAGCACUAUUUGUUGAAGGUGUCAAGUUUACCCCUGCAUAUUUACAAUCUGCUGGCUUGAAUGUUAAGGAGAUAUAUACUAGAGCCCUCAUUGCUGGACUAUGUUUCCAUGCUUAUCAACAGGUUUCUUACAUGAUCUUGGCUCGGGUAUCACCUGUCACACAUUCUGUGGGCAAUUGUGUGAAGCGUGUUGUUGUCAUAGUGACCUCGGUUCUCUUCUUCAGGACCCCAGUUUCACCCAUUAAUUCUCUUGGAACUGCUGUUGCGCUAGCUGGAGUUUUCCUCUAUUCAAGGGUGAAGAAACUCAAGCCAAAGGCUGCCUAAUAACCAUGCUGCUGUGAUUGUGAUCUGAUGCUUCACUUAUUUUUCUUUCCAAUUUGUGAGCGUCUAGUUGAAGUUUGUUUGUACUUGGUAGGAUGAGAAUGCCUGUGUCAUUUCCAAGGGGCCUAAAUAAUGUUCUUCUCCGGCUGCAUCGCCUUAGCAAUUUUUCUGCAGGUUUUUUUUAUUAGGUUUAGGAAAUCCUUGAAUUUUCUCCUCUGCUUUGUUCUGUUUAUGAACCAAAAGCAUGUGCUUGUUUCCUUUAUUUAUCAUGCAAAACUUUGUAAGAGUUUUGGUCUCACUGACCUUUUUGCUGAGCAGGUGCUCAGAAAGCAGUAUAAAAAUCAAAGAGCUAUUAAUCUUA
Molecule: messenger RNA, 1676 nt
Organism: Dioscorea cayenensis subsp. rotundata (Guinea yam)
Lineage: Eukaryota; Viridiplantae; Streptophyta; Magnoliopsida; Dioscoreales; Dioscoreaceae
Product: phosphoenolpyruvate/phosphate translocator 1, chloroplastic-like
Exons: 9
Coding region: 101-1318 (405 amino acids)
Biological process (GO): transmembrane transport
Cellular component (GO): membrane; Golgi apparatus
Molecular function (GO): antiporter activity
Source: RefSeq, a predicted model, not a curated record